Leptosia nina is the source of this 984-nucleotide messenger RNA. The record is from the annotation of a GenBank genome assembly. NCBI's taxonomy places the organism in Eukaryota, Metazoa, Arthropoda, Insecta, Lepidoptera, Pieridae.
AUGUGGUUAUUAUUAUCAUGGAGCAGUGUGGAACUAUUAAGCUUAGCAUCAAUGGAUCCAAGAAGUAUUUCAAUAUCAGUAAAAAACAAGUUAUGCCAUGUAAAUUAUAUCGACGAGAGACUCUACAUUAAUAACAGUACAGAUUUAAAAAUUAUUUACUUCGUUACACCAACAUACCCAAGACCAGAACAAGUCCCUGAAUUGACAAGGCUUGCGCACACACUUAUGCAUGUACCUAGACUGCAUUGGAUAGUAGCUGAUGAUCAACCAAUUUGUUCGGAAGAGGUUUCCAAUAUUUUGAGGCGAACUGGUCUUCCAUAUACACAUAUAUCUAGUCCAAAGCCAUUUAUAUACAAAGGAACAAAUUUUCCAAGAGGUGUAGCCAAUAGGCGAGCUGCGCUGACUUGGCUGCAGGAAAAUGUUAAUGAUGGGGUGUUGUAUUUUGGUGAUGAUGACAAUACUGUGGAUUUACAACUUUUUGAUGAAAUAAGGCUGACAAAAAAAGUGUCCAUGUUCCCUGUUGGGCUCAUCGGUGACUAUGGCGUUUCUUCACCUGUAGUUAAGGAAGGAAAGGUGGUUGGAUUUUUUGAUUCAUGGCCUGGAUCGAGAUUGUUUGCUGUUGACAUGGCUGGAUUUGCUGUAAAUAUAGAGUUUCUGAAACCCUCCGCCAAUAUGCCAUACAUAGCUGGACAUGAAGAAGAUAGGUUCUUGGUUAGUUUAGGUUUAAAAAUGGAAGAUAUUGAACCUUUAGCGGCUAAUUGUUCCAAAAUUCUCGUCUGGCAUACAAAGACUGUUAAAUACAAGAAACCGACAUUGAGACUCGAUAUAAAAAAAAUAGAUAGUGUUGCUGCGUAUAAAAAUUUUGCCAGCCUUCUCAAAGAGACAAACAGGCUAGGUAUGGCCAGUAUUAGUGAAAAUAAUGGAACUAAACCAUUUCUAACUAGGAACCGAAAGUCAUUUGAAACUAUAACCGGUUUGAAGUAA